Molecule: messenger RNA, 864 nt
Organism: Didymodactylos carnosus
Lineage: Eukaryota; Metazoa; Rotifera; Eurotatoria; Philodinida; Philodinidae
Source: the annotation of a GenBank genome assembly
AUGGCUUCCCGAUUCUUCGAUAUUGUACCUAUUGCUCUACAAUCUUCAUCGAAUCUUGAUUAUAUUCACUCACCCUUAGUUUCACUUGAAACAGCUGUGCAGCCAGUCGCACAUCUGAUCGAUAACCUUUCGCUCAAUGUGAAUAAGGCAAAACAGGUUUGGUCCAUAUUAACUCCAGAAAACGGAUUAACUACUGAUGAAGCAGCAGCCAUUCAUUUGUAUACGACAGAAACCAACUCAUAUCGCAGUAUUUAUCGUCGCUUAAAUGAAGCACUUCGUUUGAAUAUUAGUUCGUAUAUUCUUGUUUGGCACCUUUACCUCAAAUUACUUCGGACCGGCCUCGAAAAAAUUCCAUCAAGAAAGACCACGGUAUGGCGUGGCGUGCGUAAAGAUUUGAGUCAUCAGUUGUAUAAAGGUAAACGUUUUACAUGGUUAUCUGUAACGUCCUGUUCUGGAUCUGUCAAUCAGAUUAAGAAUUUUCUUCGCGGAAAAGGAACGAUAUUUACGAUUGACAGUGUCAACGGUAAACCGAUUUCGUCCUAUUCACAAUUUAAAUCGGAAGAUGAAGUCAUUUUGUUACCCGGUACUGAACUAGUGACGGUUGCCGAUCCACUCGAUGUCAAUGGAGUGUGGAUCAUUCAUUUACGGGAACUAGCCAAAACUUCGAACGCUUAUCUCAAAACGACCGUAUUACCACUAGUGCAAAGUGCUAAAAGUCAUAAAUCUGCUGCACCUUCGCCAUCUCCGCAUCACGUGCUUAAAUUUCUAAUAUUGAGUAAAACACCACCAGGAACACCGUUUGGAAACUCAAUCACAUUACCCAAAAUAACAACGAAAACUAGUAAUGUGAAGAAUGUUACAUAA